CGGGAGCCCAGGGACCGCGGCGCCGCCGAAGCCGGGGUCCGAACCCAGCUCUCCAGGCCGACUUCGCUGCGCCUGCCACGCCGAUCUCUGCGCGUGCUCCCGCGAGGCACCGUACUACCUUGGCCGCCGCCCCGGAGGUGUCGGGGCGCCGAGUCUCCAGCGGCUCGCACCCCUCCGGGGAGGGGGCUUUGCCUGCUCCGUCCCCUUCGGAAGGAGGUCCAGGUCCGGCCCGCCCGAGCCCAGCGUGGGACUUCGGGUGCGCACGGGCGCGCGGCUGCAACAGGUCUGCGACCCGCUCGGGCUCCGCGCGUCCCCUCCGCCUCCCCGCGCCGCGCGGGCAUCACAGGACCUCAGGACGUUGGUGGCAUCGGGGACCCUGCUGGUACUGGGGCUGCCACCCUGAGCCUGCCAGCACCCGGAAGACUCGAAGAUCACUGGCAGGGACAGGUCGGCGCAGGAGGGUGGCCUCGGGUGAAGCGGAAGGACAGCGUCCCGGCGGGGUGCAGCCAGGGUCGGGCUGAGCUCCAGCUCGCCGCCCGGGGAACGAAGCCUGAGACGCCGUGGAGUGGACCGGCUUGAGGCGAGGAGGGUCCCGGGCGCACCAGCCACGGGCCCCAAAGCUCGAGGCUCGAAGUCCUGCGCCCUGAGCAGCGCUGCGCAGGGACUCCAUCUCCAUCUCUGCCAAAGUUCACAUCCGAGAACCUGUGGAUGGAGUGGUGAAGAUGCUGAAAUUGAUCACAGUGCCCAAAACGUUCUCCCUUAAAGAUAAAUGGAAGAAUUUUGAUGUAUAGCAAAUCAGUCAGCUGUCUUUCCUGCCUGUACCCCUUGGAGGGGAAAAAAAUCAGAAGGAGCCUUUGCUUCUUCCCUCUGGAAGUUGCGCUAAAGGACAGCCAGAUUCCAGGGGUCUUUCUGGGACUUUUCAUCUGCUGGAGACGUGACUAGAGCAGGAGGAGGACCUGAGCCUGUGGCUGAGCUGAAGUCCUGCUUUUCUUCUGUGGAAUUCCACGCAGGUUCCAGUUUCCAAGCUCACAGCUUUCCGGUGACGUGCGGGGGCUCCCUGAGGGAUGAGCAGAGCCCAGGUACCUGCGAGCCGAGGAGAAGCCAGAGACCAGGAAGCAACACCUCCACCCCCCAUUCUGCCUCAUCAUCUUGGGCCUGGGAGGCUGGGCAGAUCCCGGGCCAGGGGCAGCUGGACUUGGGAACUCAGAGCUUCCGGGAAAGUUGGGCCAGCUCUCGAGAGGACUCAUGGGGUCACCACAAGUGCUGGCCUGGGGUUGUCUGCGUUUCCCUUUGCACUGGGUCUGCCACGCCUGUUCACCAUCCGCUUCGAGGACCAUCGUGACUGUGUCCCCAAGUCCUGCACGGACUCUGACACUGUGACAGCACGCUGCUCCAAGGACCGUGCAGCGAGCUGUUUCCACAGCUGAGAACCGGGCCCAGCUCCACCCGCCAGCAAGCUCUUGGUGCCCAGUGGAGAAGGCCACCCUCCCGUGCCGGCAGAGUUCCCGGAGGACUCGGAACCAUCCGGGAUUCUUGGACACAGCAUGCACCCGGGGCCACAUGUGCUCGGGCAGGAGGAGCCGCAGGCAGGAAAGCAUGGUCCCUGUCACGGAGGGCUCCCGGGCAGGGCCAUCGCUGCUUCCCACAGCUUGAACUGUUGGCUGUGACCCGUGGGAGCCUCGCUCAUGCUAGGGGGCGGGGACCCUCUGCACACAGCUGUUCUCACAUCUACCAGAAAGGGUGUUCUUAUCAUUCUGUUUUUGAAACGACCCGUGACCUCAUCAGAUGAGGUUACCGCCCUCCUCCCUCUGCCCACAGGAAGGGGCACGCUCUGUCAGGAUGGGAGCUGUGGUGAGGCAGAAGCAGCACAUACCCCUCAAGGCUGUGCUGGCCACAGCAUGGCUCAUCCUGGUCCUCUUCCCUGGGGUCACAUCCAAAGUGGCUACUGAAUGCCCUGACCAGAACCCUGAGCUGCAGCUCUGGAACCCUGGCCAUGAUCCGGAGCACCAUGUACACAUCAACCAGGGCAGGAUGCUGCUGCUUGCCUCCUCUGCCACAGUCCACUCCAUCAACAUCUCACAGGGGGGCAAGCUCAUCAUUAAGGACAGUCAGGAUCCCAUUGUUUUGCGCACCCGACACAUCCUGAUUGACAGUGGAGGAGAGCUGCAUGCUGGGAGUGCCCGCUGCCCUUUCCAGGGCAAUUUCAGCAUCAUUCUGUAUGGAAGAGCUGACGAAGACAUCGAGCCAGACCCUUACUAUGGGCUGAAGUACAUUGGUGUGGACAGGGGCGGCACCUUGGAACUGCAUGGGCAAAAGAAGCUCUCCUGGACAUUUCUGAACAAGACUCUCCGCCCAGGGGGCAUGGAGGAGGGAGGUUACUUUUUUGAAAGGAGCUGGGGCCACCGCGGAGUCAUUGUCCAUGUCAUCGACCCCAAAUCUGGCACAGUCGUCCACUCUGAUCGAUUUGACACCUACAGAUCCAAGAAAGAGAGCGAGCGCCUGGUCCAGUAUUUGAGUGUGGUUCCUGAUGGCAGAAUCCUUUCUGUGGCGGUGAAUGAUGAAGGCUCCCGAAACCUGGAUGACCUGGCCCGAAAAGCUAUGACCAAGCUGGGAAGCAAACACUUCCUGCACCUUGGAUUUAGACAUCCUUGGAGUUUUAUCACUGUGAAGGGAAAUCCCUCUUCUUCGGUGGAAGACCACAUUGAAUAUCACGGCCACCGAGGCUCCGCGGCUGCCCAGGUGUUCAAACUCUUCCGGACGGAGCAUGGCGAGUACUUCAAUGUCUCCUCAUCCAGCGAGUGGGUCCAAGAUGUGGAGUGGACGGAGUGGUUUGACCAUGAUAAAGUGUCUCAGACUAAAGGAGGGGAGAAAAUUUCAGACCUCCGGGUAGCUUACCCAGGAAAAAUCUGCACUCGCCCCCUUGACAUACAGGCCACUACGAUGGAUGGAGUCAAGCUGAGCACUGAGGUUGUCUACAAAAAGGGCCAGGACUACAAGUUCGCCUGCUAUGACCGGGGCCGCGCCUGCCAGAGCUACCGCGUUCGCUUCCUCUGUGGGAAGCCUGUGAGGCCCAAGCUCACAGUUACCAUCGAUACCAACGUGAAUAGCACUGUCCUGACUCUGGAGGACGACGUACGGUCCUGGAAGCCUGGAGACACCCUGGUGGUUGCCAGCACCGACUACUCCAUGUACCAGGCAGAAGAGUUCCAGGUGCUGCCCUGCAGAACCUGUGCCCCCAACCAGGUCAAGGUGGCAGGCAAGCCGCUGUACCUGCACAUCGGGGAGGAGAUAGAUGGUGUGGACAUGCGCGCCGAGGUCGGGCUCCUGAGCCGGAACAUCGUGGUGAUGGGGGAGAUGGAGGACAAAUGCUACCCCUACAGCAACCACCUCUGCAGCUUCUUUGACUUUGAUACCUUUGGGGGCCACAUAAAGUUUGCACUGGGGUUUAAGGCUGCACACCUGUCAGGCGUGGAGCUGAAGCACAUGGGGCAGCAGCUGCUGGGCCAGUACCCGAUCCACUUCCACCUGGCGGGCGACGUGGAUGAGCGGGGCGGCUAUGACCCACCCACCUACAUCAGGGACCUCUCCAUCCACCACACGUUCUCCCGCUGUGUCACCGUCCACGGCUCCAAUGGCCUGUUGAUCCAGGACGUCGUGGGCUAUAACUCUCUGGGCCACUGCUUCUUCACGGAGGAUGGCCCUGAGGAACGCAACACCUUUGACCACUGCCUCGGCCUCCUCGUCAAGUCUGGAACCCUCUUGCCCUCCGACCGUGACAGCAAAAUGUGCAAGAUGAUCACGGAAGACUCCUACCCGGGCUACGUACCCAAGCCCAGGCAGGACUGCAACGCAGUGUCCACCUUCUGGAUGGCCAACCCCAACAACAACCUGAUCAACUGCUCCGCGGCAGGGUCGGAGGAAACAGGGUUCUGGUUCAUUUUCCACCAUGUGCCGACAGGCCCCUCUGUGGGGAUGUAUUCCCCGGGGUACUCGGAGCACAUUCCACUCGGCAGAUUCCUCAACAACCGCGCUCACUCCAACUACCGGGCUGGCAUGAUCAUAGACAACGGGGUCAAAACCACUGAGGCCUCUGCCAAGGACAAGCGGCCGUUUCUCUCCAUAAUCUCAGCCAGGUACAGCCCACACCAGGACGCCGACCCGCUCAAGCCCAGGGAGCCUGCCAUCAUCAAGCACUUCACGGCCUACAAGAACCAGGACCACGGGGCCUGGCUGCGUGGGGGGGACGUGUGGCUGGACAGCUGUCGGUUUGCCGACAACGGUAUUGGCCUGACCUUGGCCAGUGGUGGGACCUUCCCCUAUGACGAAGGCUCCAAGCAAGAAAUCAAGAACAGCUUGUUUGUGGGCGAGAGCGGCAACGUGGGUACAGAAAUGAUGGACAACAGGAUCUGGGGCCCGGGGGGCCUGGACCACAGCGGAAGGACCCUCCCCAUAGGCCAGAAUUUUCCAAUCAGAGGAAUCCAGUUCUAUGAUGGCCCCAUCAACAUCCAGAAUUGCACCUUCCGGAAGUUCGUGGCCCUGGAGGGCCGGCACACCAGUGCCCUGGCCUUCCGCCUGAACAACGCAUGGCAGAGCUGCCCACACAACAACGUGACUGCUGUCACCUUCGAGGACGUCCCGAUCACUUCCAGAGUGUUUUUCGGAGAGCCUGGGCCCUGGUUCAACCAGCUGGACAUGGACGGGGACAAGACGUCCGUCUUCCAUGAUGUGGAUGGCUCUGUGUCUGAGUACCCCGGCUCCUACCUCACCAAGGAGGACAACUGGCUGGUGCGCCACCCGGACUGCAUUGACGUCCCUGACUGGAGAGGAGCCAUCUGCAGUGGGCACUACGCACAGAUGUACAUUCAGGCCUACAAGACCAGUAACUUGCGGAUGAAGAUCAUUAAGAAUGACUUCCCCACCCACCCGCUAUACCUGGAGGGCGCCCUCACCAGGAGCACCCAUUACCAGCAGUACCAGCCUGUCAUCACCCUGCACAAGGGCUACACCAUCCACUGGGACCAGGUGGCUCCAGCAGAACUCGCCAUCUGGCUCAUCAACUUCAACAAGGGUGACUGGAUCCGAGUGGGGCUCUGCUACCCACGAGGCACCACCUUCUCCAUCCUCUCAGAUGUCCACAAUCGUCUGCUUAAGCAGACAUCCAAGACAGGCACCUUUGUGAGGACCCUGCAGAUGGAGAAGUUAGAACAGAGCUAUCCUGGCAGGAGCCACUACUACUGGGACGAGGAGUCAGGGCUUCUGUUCCUGAAGCUCAAAGCCCAGAAUGAGAGGGAGAGGUUUGCCUUCUGCUCUGUGAAAGGCUGUGAGAGGAUUAAGAUUAAAGCUCUGAUCCCGAAGCACGCGGGUGUCAGUGACUGCACGGCCGCCGCCUACCCCAGGUUCACCGAGCGGGCUGUGGUGGAUGUGCCCAUGCCCCUCAAGCUCCGUGGGCCACAACUGAAGUCCAAGGACCGAUUCCUGGAGGUGAAGGUGGAGAGCUCCCGGCAGCACUUCUUCCACCUGCGGAGUGACCUCGCCUACAUCCAGGUGGAUGGGAGGAGGUAUCCCAGCUCAGAAGACGGCAUCCAGGUGGUGGUGAUUGACGGGCGCCAGGGGCACGUGGUGAGCCAGGGUACCUUCAGGAGCUCCCUCCUGCAGGGCAUCCCCUGGCAGAUCUUCAGCUACGUGGCGGCCAUCCCUGACAACUCCAUAGUUGUCAUGGCGUCGAAGGGAAGAUACGUCACCAGAGGCCCAUGGACCCGAGUGCUGGAGAAGCUGGGGGCAGAACGGGGUCUCAGGCUGAAAGAGAAACUGGCAUUCAUUGGCUACAAAGGCAGCUUCCAGCCCACCUGGGUGACUCUGCAGACUGAGGAGCACAAGGCAAAAAUCUUCCAAGUUGUGCCCAUUCCCGUGGUGAGGAAGAGGCAGCUGUGAGGACGGCUGCCGCCUUGGUGCCACUGCGGUGGACUCUGGCAAGACCCUUGGCUCCCAGCACCGUGCACAACUAACCAGGGCGGUGACUCAUGGGUCCUGCUGGCCAAGGGAAGGAUGUCAGAGACCUCUGGUGCUGCCACCCGCCCCGACGCACUCAUCUACCUGCAGUAGGGGCGGUGCUGGCCUCUCCGAUGCUUCUCUCCUAUCCGUGCCUCUUCUGCAGGGGUGUGAGGUGGCCUGGGUUGUGCUGGCUGCAAAGGUCCACUUUGGCUAGAAGCCUGGCCCUGGGAGGAAGUGGCAAGGACUGGGUUACCUGCAGUUCCCGUGGUUACCAGCAGAUGUGUCAGGGUGUAGGAAUGAGAGCCCUGGCCCUUGGGAGAUCUUUAUUCCCAUGAGCAAGGACAAGCCCUUACUGUGAAAACAGAGCUUGCAGUGUGCAGUCGGCCACCCGGGGAGUGGCCGCCUCUUGGGAGAAUCCAGGGGCAUGUUGGGGCCAACGCUCUUCCGUGCUGCGAUGCUGGAAGUCUGCACUGGAACCCAGCAGCAGCCGGAAACAAUUUUCCCAGUGGACUCACAGGACGAGAGUGCGGGGGCCCAUGGGUGGAGAGGUGAGGAAUGUGCCGGCCAAGGCGCGGGAUGCCAGGUGGAGAGGCUGGGGAGGUGAGAGGUCAGUGCCCACCAGGACUGGGGCAGGCACAGGGGUCUGGGAGGAGGCAAAGGGCUGUUUAUUAGGGAAGAAGGGCUAGUGGCCCCUUAGGUGGCUCAGUAGAGAGCGUCUUCCUGCCAUCACCUGCUGCAGUUGGGUGACUGCAGGGUUGCCCUUGCCUCUGCUAGCUGACCCACACAGGACAGAGAUGGUCAGAGGGAGGGCCACCCUGGGCCUGUGCUGCCCCAGCCUGUGGAUCCAGCCCUUGGAAGGUACAGAGCAGGACAAAGACCCAGCCCCUACCCUGGGGACAAGGGCCCGACUCACCCCCAGCCUUCGGUCAGCAGUGGGAAGACAAGGCCCUGGGGGUGGGGAGCACGUGGACAGGGCAACCCAGGCCCCUUUUCAGCAGUCACUGCCACACCAUGCUGCCUCAACAGCCAGCGCUGGACACCAGGCCCCUGAAGUAGCUUCCCAGAAGGGGUCUGGUCCCCUUCCAUGGGAAGAGAGGCAGCAGAAGAAACCAUCUUCAGCAGGUGGCUAUUUCCCGCCUGCCCUCCUCUGGGUGUUGAGGUCCCUGCACUGCCGUCACUUUGCUCAUACUGCCCAGUAGCCCUUGCCUGGAGCCCCGUGGUGGCGGUCACUCCUUUGGUGCUACUGUGUCUGCGCUCCCACGGCAAGGCCUGGCAGACUGUGUCCCCCCAGGGUCCUAGUGAGCCGCUUCAACACAGAAGUCCAAAGAGCUACUGUUCUCAUCUACUGCUCGGGGCCCUGCUGGGUCUCUUGCUGUCCCUGGACCAGGGAAUGUGGCCUGUGGCCUCCCAGGGGCUCCUGAGUGCAUGUGUCCCCUCCCUGCCCCAGCCACAAACUCUUUCCUUGAGAGAGGGCUUCCCAGCCCCUCUGUACCCGUCCCAAAGCCUACUCCCCAGGCUAAGCCGACUGCCAGAAAGGUCUUGCCCACCCAGCUGGCCUUUCAGCUGCUGGAAGGUGACAGCGGGACCCUGCCUCUUAAACACAGCUGCUUUGAAAGCCCAGAGCGUGAGAAGGACCCUUCUGGGGAGCUGAGUGGGCAGGGAGUCACAGCGACCUCAUUCCCUUCUUGUCUAGAGCCGUUGACUUCUCCAGCUCUUCCAACACAAGGGUCUCACACUGUGAACCACUUAGGACGCGAUCACUUUUGGGGUGGCCAGGAAUGCUGAAUGUCUUUGGGUCAGUUCACUUUGAAAAAUAUCUAUUGGAAACUUCUCAGAGUUGUACAUAUAUUUGAGACGACAGGAUCUGUACAGAAGAUUUUUCUCUCCUAAAGUGCUUACAAAGUGGCAAUGACCAGGCACUUUAUUGGUGGCACAAAUUUCCUUACUGCUUAGAAAACUGUUCUUGUUGUUCUUUCUGUUUGUAAGUGACAGUGAGUUAGGCCUCUAAGGAAAAUAACUAUCCUCUGAAAUGCGUGUCUUUUCCUGUUGCCGAAUUAGCUGGUCCUUUUUCGGGAGUUGGAUGUACAGUGUGUUUUGUAUAUAAACACUUCUUGUAGGUGUCACCAUGAACAAAGAUAUAUUUUCUAUUUAUUUAUUGUAGAUGCACUUCAAGGAGUCACUGUCAGAGAAAUGAAGUGUCAUCUUAAAUGUCAUGUUUGAGGAUGUCCUUUGCACUGCUUGGGAGGGGUGUGCCUGGAGCCAGGGACACUGGCUUCAGUUUGGAACAUCAAGCUGUACCUUAUUAAACUUACAAAGGACGCCA
Messenger RNA from Chinchilla lanigera (long-tailed chinchilla), 8314 nucleotides. RefSeq names its product cell migration inducing protein, hyaluronan binding (gene Cemip). Bases 1786 to 5931 code for a protein of 1381 amino acids. Lineage: Eukaryota; Metazoa; Chordata; Mammalia; Rodentia; Chinchillidae. The transcript has 33 exons. The record is from RefSeq and is a predicted model, not a curated record.